Messenger RNA from Helianthus annuus (common sunflower), 729 nucleotides. RefSeq lists its product as uncharacterized. The record is from RefSeq and is a predicted model, not a curated record. Lineage: Eukaryota; Viridiplantae; Streptophyta; Magnoliopsida; Asterales; Asteraceae. The transcript has a single exon. Bases 1 to 729 code for a protein of 242 amino acids.
AUGGUUAGGGGAAAAUGCCCAUCAUGUUUGGCAGAGCUUAUGGCGUCUGCUCCCCUUACACCGCUCUUAAAAACCGAAAAUGGGAUUAGACCUAUUGCAGUGGGUACUAUAUGGAGGCGUUUGAUUUCCAAGGUUGCUAUGAAGGGUGUUGGUAAAGAAAUGAUCGAGUACCUUAAUGAUUUUCAAUUUAGGGUCGGCGUGUGGGGUGGCGUUGAGGCCAUUUUACACACCGUCAACAGGGUUUUAAAUGAACGUCACAUUGAUGGGUCUCUUGCAAUGCUUACUAUAGAUUUUUCUAAUGCUUUUAACCAGGUGGAUAGAUCAGCCUUACUUCGUGAGGUUAGGAUGAGGUGCCUUUCUAUUUCUUUGUGGGUAGAAUUUCUAUACGGGCAACCAGCAAGAUUGUAUCUUAGAGAUGGGCACAUUUGGUCUACCACGGGAGUUCAGCAAGGGGAUCCAUUGGGACCACUUCUUUUCGCUCUUAUUUUGCACCCCCUUGUGCAUCAAAUUAGAAACAAAUGCAAGCUUCUCCUUCAUGCUUGGUAUCUUGAUGAUGGGACUGUCAUUGGAGGUUCAGAAGAGGUGGCUAGAGUGUUGGACAUCAUUAAGGUGAUGGGCCAACAUUGGGUCUUGAACUUAAUAUUAAGAAAAUUGAGCUAUUUUGGCCUUCUUGUGAUGGUAGCAAGUUUCGUGAAGGGUUAUUUUCUACGGACAUCGGGAGGCCAUUAG